UGAUAUCGGCACCAUCUGGUAGUGAUAGGAAGAGUUACUCUAGCCUCGUGAAAGCUGUUUGAGCAUAUCUGUCUUGCUUACAGAUUGCUGCUGAUUCUCUGCUGACACCUUGCUUGAGAGAUUUGUCUAAUUGUGUAGGAUUAUAAUUAUUAUCUGUUUUUGAUUUAAAUAGAGCCGUGUGGACAUUUUUAUUUUAUAUAAUGGAGCCGUAUGACGUGAUUGUCAAUCAGCCGGUAGUUAUUGACAAUGGAUCUGGUGUAAUUAAGGCAGGAUUUGCAGGUGGUCAGAUACCAAAAUGCAGAUUUCCAAAUUAUAUUGGAAGACCAAAACAUGUACGUGUUAUGGCUGGUGCUUUGGAAGGUGAUCUAUUUGUGGGUCCAAUAGCAGAGGAACAUCGUGGCCUUCUGUCUAUCCGAUAUCCUAUGGAACAUGGCAUAGUAACAGAUUGGAAUGAUAUGGAACAUAUUUGGUCUUAUGUAUAUAGCAAAGAUCAAUUAGCUACGUUUAGUGAAGAGCAUCCGGUUUUACUUACAGAAGCACCUUUAAAUCCUAGAAAAAAUCGUGAAAAAGCAGCAGAAAUAUUUUUUGAAACUUUUAAUGUUCCAGCUCUGUUUGUUUCUAUGCAAGCUGUACUUAGUUUAUAUGCAACUGGUAGAACUACAGGAGUAGUUCUAGAUGCUGGUGAUGGUGUUACACAUGCUGUACCAAUUUAUGAAGGUUUUGCUAUGCCUCACAGUAUAAUGCGAGUUGAUAUAGCAGGACGCGAUGUUACAAGGCAUCUUAGGCUACUUUUACGGAAGGAAGGUAUUAACUUCAAGACUACAGCAGAAUUUGAAAUUGUAAGGAUGAUAAAAGAAAGAGCAUGUUAUCUUGCUAGUAAUCCUCAGAAGGAAGAAACAAUAGAAACUGAAAAGUUUCAAUAUAUAUUGCCUGAUGGCAGUCACUUAGAGAUUGGUCCAGCACGAUUUAGGGCACCUGAAGUGUUGUUUAGACCAGAUUUGAUAGGUGAAGAGUGUGAAGGUCUUCAUGAAGUAUUAACAUAUUCCAUUCAGAAGUCCGAUUUAGAUUUAAGAAAAGUUCUAUUUCAAAAUAUUGUUUUAUCGGGAGGAUCAACACUAUUUCGUGGAUUUGGUGAUAGAUUAUUGUCGGAAAUUCGUAGAAUGUCUCCAAAAGAUAUAAAAAUAAGGAUAUCCGCGCCUCAAGAACGGUUAUAUAGUACUUGGAUUGGUGGUUCCAUUUUGGCUUCUUUAGACACCUUUAAAAAAAUGUGGGUCAGUAAAAGAGAAUUUGAUGAGGAUGGUGUACGGGCUAUCCACCGUAAAACAUUUUGAAUUAAGAGCAGCUUUGAGAAAAUAAUGUUAUAUCAAAUAAUUUUAUUAUUACAAUAAGCAAAUGAUGGCACACUCGGCACUAUAACAAUAUGUAUCACAGCAAACAUAUUCAUAACUGUGUUGGAUGAUAACUUAUAGUUUAUAUUAUUACCUUAAAAGAUCAUUUAUGCAUUUCUAUUGAUAUUUAAGGAAUACUAUAUAACGCUAAAAUAGUUCGGACUUGCUAUCAUUAUUGCUUGUUAAUUAAUGUAACUUUGUUUUGAUAGAUGUAUACAAAACACUUUCGAUAGUUACUUAGAUGCAUUAAAUAUUGCUGGAGAUAUUACACAACAUAAUGAAAAAAAAAAUAGAAAGAGAAAGAAAUAGAUCAUAAUCCUUUAUAAAUGUAAAUAAUUUUUUCAAAACCAAAUGUACCAACAGACGUAAAAUAGUUGCAAAUUGUCAAUUUUUGAUAUUUAUUUUUGAUUAUUUAUAUAUUUAUACGUUAUGUCCAAACCUUUAUAGAUUUUAUAGUGGAGUUAACUAUCUUCAUAACUUCAUUCAAUGAAAAAAUGUUUACUUCAUCCACAUGAUAUAAAAGAGAUAUUCUGUAAUUCCCAUAUGUAGCAACAUUUUUGCAAAA
This is a messenger RNA of Harpegnathos saltator (Jerdon's jumping ant), 1953 nucleotides long. RefSeq names its product Actin-related protein 1 (gene Arp1). The record is from RefSeq and is a predicted model, not a curated record. The transcript has 7 exons. The coding region runs from base 201 to 1331 and encodes 376 amino acids. NCBI's taxonomy places the organism in Eukaryota, Metazoa, Arthropoda, Insecta, Hymenoptera, Formicidae.